GCUCAUCUCUGCGCAACACGCUUUGUUUUCUGUAUAAACCUGUGGCUGCUGCGCGGAUCUCUGCAGCAGUGCGCCCCCCCCCUCUCCAUGGAUGUAAUCUCUGACUCCACAACAGGUAGCUCCUCUUUUGAUGUCUCAGACUCAGUAAUCCGUCCAGACCUCGCAGAGCAUUUGGCAGGAGAGUCAGAGCGGUACUCCUCCAGCGCAGAGUCUCUGGAAGUCCCUGUUGAAGUCUGCGCAGAGAUGUGUCGACAGGAGGGCGAGUGGAUGAAGGUCAUCGACGACAUCCAGGAGGUGUUCGACUUCAUGGAGGAGCUGGGAUCCGGGGCGUUCUCAGAGGUGUUCAUGGUGAAGGAGAAGAAGACGGGGAAGUUGUUUGCCAUGAAGUGUGUGAAGAAGAAACAGACGCGAGACCUCAAUCUGGAGAACGAGAUCGCCGUGCUGAGGAGGGUCAAACACGACAACGUGGUGGGGAUGGAGGAUUUCUAUGAAAGUCGGACCCAUUACUAUCUCGUCAUGGAGCUGAUUAUUGGAAAGACGGCGCGGAGCCAGGACAUCUAUUACUCUGUCAGCGUUCAGAUCCAGAAGAACUUCGCCAAGUCCAAGUGGAAG
Molecule: messenger RNA, 612 nt
Organism: Notothenia coriiceps (black rockcod)
Lineage: Eukaryota; Metazoa; Chordata; Actinopteri; Perciformes; Nototheniidae
Product: calcium/calmodulin-dependent protein kinase type 1G-like
Exons: 5
Biological process (GO): protein phosphorylation
Molecular function (GO): protein kinase activity; ATP binding
Source: RefSeq, a predicted model, not a curated record